GUCGUAGUCGUAGUCGUAGUCGCGUCUCUGCCGCAGUCUCUGCCUCUGCCUCAGCCUCAGCCAUAGCCACAGCCGCUGCUGCUGCUGCUGCCGCUCUGUCAACGCCGGCAGCAAGAAUUACCAAUUACACGAAAUUUUUAUACUCUUUUAAAAAUUUCGUUUUAUUAUAAUAUUUAUUAUCGUGGCGCGCAGUAGUGUCUGCGGAACAGCGCUCGCUCAGCACUCAGCUCCAAUCGCCAAAGCUCCACGCUCAGCCUUCCAGCCUCCACUCGACCGAUUCCGAUUUCGUUUCCGAUUCGCCGUGUUUAUUAUUAUUUUGUACUCGGGCUCGUCUUAUUGUCACUUAACAGUUAUAGUGCGGUUUAUAGUUUAUAGUGGCGCGAAACCCAACAACGAAACAGAGCGAGCCCCGACAUUCGUCCUCUGGAAUACAGUAAAACAAUAUAAUGCCAAAUCAGAAGGUGAUCGGGAAAACUGACACUCCGAAAGCCAUGAAAAAUUAAACCGUGGCCCAAGAAACUGUCAAAACAAGUGUGUGUGCAGUACAUAAAAAUUAAAAAGUCAUAAAGUUGACAUCGUAAAAGGUUCGAGAGUUCGAUUCUACCUGUGGGGCCAAAGAGAAAGAGAGAAGGAGAGAGAGAGCAAAGUGUUUUACGGCAUUUUAAACAAAGUAAUUAAAGCAGAACUGAGCCAGAGAAAGCCUUUCUCCCCCCAUUCCCAGCACCACACACGCACUUGAAGAGUCGUAAAAGGAAACGCUGUGAAUCAUAGCCAAUAGCCGUAAAAACAUAACGCGUUCGCCAGGGCUCCCGCUGCCCCGAGUCCCAGUUCGAGUGCCGUCGCCUUCGCCGUGGCCGUCAUUUUAAAUCCCGCGCCUAUAAAUCAUCCGACGGCAGGCCAGCUACAGCUCAGCUCCAGCUCCCCACCCGUGCAUUUUCCGCGUAAUUGAUGGCCGCAUUUUAAUUGCUUUUACAACAAAUAAAUGUCCCCACCCACACACACCACAGAAACAGAAACAGAGCCAGAACCACAGCAACUGCAGCAACACGGCAACCUGAAACCAUAUGCAAAUUUAACAAAUUUUCGUUGUGAGUGUUCAAUUUCGGCCGAAAAGCAUUGAAAAAAUACAACCAGCUCGCCCAUCGGAAGGCGCUUUCCAAUAAAACACAAGCCAAUUUAAUAGAGAGCUCCACUCGAGCUCUGAAAGAAUCGUUACUCAAGCCACUCAAAGGACUCAAGCUAGAAAAAAAUAAAAGACGGAACAACUCCAAGAACAAAAUAUACCCAGAAGUAAUCGAUCCUAGUCCCCGACUCGAAAGAAAAUAAAACAAAAACAAGUCCAAAACAGACUCGACUCCGACGCAUUCGACGAUUCGACGACUCGGCGAUUCUCGGCCGGCGAGCAAGAUAUGUGCAAUGUCAAAAUUUGUUUUCGAUAGUAUGCUGCCAAAGUACCCACAGUUCCAGCCAUUUAUCAGUUCGCACCUAACCACCACCCCCCCAACCUCGUCAUCAGCAGCCGUCGCAGCCGCCCUCGCCGCCGCCGCAGCCUCCGUCUCAGCCAGCUCCAACACCUCGGCGACCGCCAGCAGCAGCACCAACAGCGGCAGCAGCCACCUCAGCCUGCAGACCGGAUCGCUCUCGCCAGGAUCCAGCGCCCUGCACCUGGGCAACCAGCUGCACCAGCAGCACCUGAGCCAGUCCUCCCACUCGCCAGUGUCGUCCUCAUCGCCCUCCUCCGCGGCGCUCUUCCAGCAGCAGGCCCAGCAGCAGCAGCACCAGCAACAACAGCUCCACCAGCAGUCGCAGUCGCAGUACUCCUCGCUUUCCGCUGCCCUCCAGCUGCAGCAGCAGCAGCACAUCAACAAGCUAGCCGCCGCCGCGGCCGCCGUCAACUCCCAGGGCUCCCACGCCCACGCCCACUCGCACGUCCACGCCCAUCAGCAACUGCUACUGACCCCGCCCUCGGCCGGCAACUCGCAGACCGGGGACAGCAGCUGCUCCCCCUCGCCGUCGGCCAGCUCCUCGCUGCACCGCAGCCUCAACGACAACUCGCCCGGAUCCGCGGCCAGCUCCGUAGCCGCCGCCGCAGCCGCUGCAGCCGCCGCCGCCGCGGCCAGCUCCUCGUUUGCGAUCCCCACAAGCAAGAUGUAUCCGUACGUGUCAAACCACCCCAGCAGCCAUGGAGGACUCUCCGGCAUGGCCGGCUUCUCCGGACUGGAGGACAAGUCUUGCGGCAGGUACACGGACACCGUGAUGAACAGCUACCAGUCGAUGAGCGUACCUGCAUCGGCGUCCGCCAGCUUCGCACAAUUCUAUCAGCACGCAGCCGCCGCCUCGGCCGUGUCCGCCGCGAACGCCGGGGCCAUGGGCGUGGACCCUCUCGGCAACGCCUGCACUCAGCCUUCCUCGGGGGUGGUGCCUGGGGCCGGCGGGGCUGGUGGCGGCAUUGGAGAUCUGCCGAGGUAUCCCUGGAUGACGCUCACAGACUGGAUGGGAAGCCCCUUCGAGCGCGUCGUUUGCGGCGAUUUUAAUGGCCCCAACGGAUGCCCUCGCCGCCGCGGCAGGCAGACCUACACGCGCUUCCAGACGCUGGAGCUCGAGAAGGAGUUCCACUUCAACCACUACUUGACGCGGCGACGCCGCAUCGAGAUCGCCCACGCGCUCUGCCUGACCGAGCGCCAGAUCAAGAUCUGGUUCCAGAACCGUCGCAUGAAGUUGAAGAAAGAGCUGCGCGCCGUCAAGGAGAUCAACGAGCAGGCCCGACGCGACCGCGAGGAGCAGGAGAAGAUGAAGGCUCAGGAGACGAUGAAAUCCGCCCAGCAGAACAAGCAAGUGCAACAGCAGCAACAGCAGCAGCAGCAGCAACAGCAACAGCAGCACCAGCAGCAGCAGCAACAGCAGCAGGACCACCACUCGAUCAUCUCACACAAUCCAGGCCAUUUGCACCACUCCGUCGUGGGCCAGAACGAUCUCAAGCUCGGCCUGGGCAUGGGCGUGGGUGUCGGCGCCGGAAUCGGUCCCGGUCUUGGUGGCGGGCUCGGCGGUAACCUAGGAAUGAUGAGUGCCCUGGACAAGAGCAACCACGAUCUGCUGAAGGCUGUCAGUAAAGUCAACUCGUAAGCUGCCCCCGCCAGCCAAUCUUCCGCCACUAGCACCACGCCACCACCGCCGUUCGGCGUUCUUUUUCGUCUCCUCGUCUGAGUAGCGCGAGAAAGCGAAAGAUAAACUCGAUAACUAAAAUACGUAAACCUUUACAUAGUAAAUAGUUACAUAAGUCUACUUUUAAUGGAUAUAAAUUCAAUUAAGCAUACAGAAAUACGUACAGUACCCACGAAUGCGAAAUCAAUGAGCGCGCUCUGUGGCUCCGAUGCGAUCCGAUGCGAUGGGGUGAAGUGGUUCGAGUGCUGUCAUCCUCAGAUUUCGCGAGCUUUCAUGGGGUGGUGCUGUCUAUUUGAUAGGCAGAGCCACACCUUCGAUUUUACUGCAGCUCUACAGAGUCUCUUCCAUUUUCUUCUCUUUCAACCCCUAGUGGAUGGCCGUUCAAUCAAAUUCCACCCCAGCGAAUCGGAUAUGGGCUGAAGUGCGCAACAUGCUAAUAUUCAUAGAUAAUAGAUAACAUGAACUACUUAGAAUAGCGUUAGCGGUAUAUGCUUAAAAGAAGAAAGAGGAGUUUCCAGGAGACGCGAUCUACGGACGAAAUGAGCGAUUUUUAAUAGUCAGAGAACCACCUUACCCGCGUACCCGUUCAGCCAAUGCGGUGGCCAGGGUAACGGAGUCGAGUUCAACUGUAAAAUUAUUUGCGACUGCUGUAGGAUUACCUAGUACGAUAUAGAGCCACGUUCGACUAUGUUUAACGAGGAGUUCGACACGAGUACACAAUAUAUGAAUAUGCUUAAAGAUACUUACUUCUAGUGUUAGAGCGUAGAGCGUACCUUUUGUAUUUACCUAUUUAUUGGAAAUCCUUGUUUACGUCGAGACUCUUCGAAAACCCCUUCCUGUUCUGUUUAAGUGAGGUGUUUACCGUGUGUGUUUUGCCGUAUUUUGUUGUGUGCCCCGCCCACGCUUUGUAUACAAUGAUUUCUUCAAUGCCAUAUUAAUCUUAAUUCGACUCAACUCGAUCGCAGCGUCUCGAUCGGUAGCAUCUGAAAAUAUGCAAACAAAUUGCGAAAAUAUUUCCAUAUAUAAAAGUUGUAAGAACGAACAACGGUAUGCAACAUACCAAAAGCAUAAUCACGAUUUCAAAUACGUAAUAAUAAUAAUAACAAAAAAUCACGAAAAUCACGAAAGAAAAUCAUUGAAAUAUAUAGAAAGAGGACUCGGACGAAGAUAAGAAAUAAAUUGUCGUUUUGCCAGUGACUAAAAUUUUAAAUUAACUACAGUUAAGUGAUGUACUAGAUUGGGCUAGACGUUGAUUGAUUGCGAGGCGCAAAGGUCCAUGCAUCUACAAAAACAAAAAGAAAAACAAAAACACAAACAGAAAACUCUGAAAUACGUAUUAGCUUAAGGUUGCAACAACAGACAAACUAUCGAGGACGAGGACGAUUGUGGGAGAGAAGUGCAGAGAGUACGAGUAUGCCAUCUACGAGAGAAGGCGGAAAAACCCCAUAUACGUAGAUUUCCACUUCCCGAAAUUAAAUUUACCUAGCAUAAUCUUUGAGGAUUGCAAAUUGAAUUAAAGUCAAGAUCUAUUUAUUAUACACAACCGAAGCGCAUAUUUACAUAAACAAUUAAUGACAAAUAUACAUAUAUAAAUAUACAUAUAUGAAUAUAUAUUACAAAUAUAUACAAUAUGAACUCUAUGUGUAUGUAUAAAUAACUAAGUGUAUGUGUAUCUAGAAUGUUAACAUUAAAUGCAGUCAAAGUCGAGUCACACCUUUCCACCCACCACCACCAACCAGCAUGCCCCACCCCGCGCACAUCUUUCGCUUUAGGAGCACGGACACCUCUUCAGGUCUGCUUUGUACCCCCUGUUUUGCAUUGGUUCGAGUGAUAUUAAUGGGUAGCGACAACCUUUUGCCUUUUUUCAAGACCGAUUGAAGAAAAUUUUGUUUCUGUUUCCGUUUCCGUUUUCGUUUAUGUAUAGAUGUGUUUGUUUUGGUUUAAGUUUCGACUCAUUCGGAUGGCAUAGAAAAUUAGCGCAUACUUAAUAUUUUGUUUGAACCGUAAUGCUAAAUACUUCUGUUAAUUUUAGUUUAAGUUUAGUUGUGACGAAUUGUGUAUUAUAUAAUUUUAUGCGAUUUCAAAUGAAUGCGAAAAUAACUACAAUUAAA
Messenger RNA from Drosophila pseudoobscura, 5273 nucleotides. RefSeq names its product abdominal A (gene abd-A). The record is from RefSeq and is a predicted model, not a curated record. Lineage: Eukaryota; Metazoa; Arthropoda; Insecta; Diptera; Drosophilidae. The transcript is spliced from 6 exons. Gene Ontology annotation, cellular component: nucleus. Gene Ontology annotation, biological process: negative regulation of transcription by RNA polymerase II; anterior/posterior pattern specification. The coding region runs from base 1417 to 3123 and encodes 568 amino acids. Gene Ontology annotation, molecular function: DNA-binding transcription factor activity, RNA polymerase II-specific; RNA polymerase II cis-regulatory region sequence-specific DNA binding.